Molecule: messenger RNA, 342 nt
Organism: Symbiodinium natans
Lineage: Eukaryota; Dinophyceae; Suessiales; Symbiodiniaceae
Source: the annotation of a GenBank genome assembly
AUGAGCGUUCGGCUGAAGUCGCGUGAUGCCGCAGAUGCCGCGGCUGCAGCAGAAGCGACGGUGGAGGUGAAGAACAUCGGGGACUUCCCCAGCGCCGAGGUGGUUCAGGUCUACGCCCUGGCUUCCAACGUGCCCCGCGCACUGCGGGCAUUCCGGCGCACGGGCAUUCUGGCGCCGGGCGAGAGCAGCAAGGUGUCGAUGCCGCUCUGCGAACGCGCUCUCGGAGCCUUCUACGACGAGAGCCUAGGCAGGUGGCAGCCUCCGGCUCAGGGAAGCGAAGUGCAGCUGGAGGUUGGCGCCUCAUCGAAGGACAUUCGCCUUAGGGCGAAGGUCGUCCUGUAG